Messenger RNA from Exophiala spinifera, 2109 nucleotides. RefSeq lists its product as uncharacterized. Bases 1 to 2109 code for a protein of 702 amino acids. The transcript has 4 exons. Gene Ontology annotation, molecular function: DNA-binding transcription factor activity, RNA polymerase II-specific; RNA polymerase II cis-regulatory region sequence-specific DNA binding; zinc ion binding. NCBI's taxonomy places the organism in Eukaryota, Fungi, Ascomycota, Eurotiomycetes, Chaetothyriales, Herpotrichiellaceae. Gene Ontology annotation, cellular component: chromatin. The record is from RefSeq and is a predicted model, not a curated record. Gene Ontology annotation, biological process: DNA-templated transcription; regulation of transcription by RNA polymerase II.
AUGUCGACUCCUCGAAAUCACUCAUCUGGCCUCGUAUCAGACUCGCACAUACAGCCGCAAUCAAUCUCUGCUACCUACGCCGAUCCUUCUAGCAACUAUGAGGAGACACCUGAGAUGCCAGUACUGCAAGACGCACCAUAUGUGACGUCUCCUUCCCUGGUCUACGCUUCCGAUACCCAGAAUCAUCUCCCAAACAAUUGCUCCCAAUCUCUGAGCUCCUUCGCAGGGUUCCCGCCUGAGGACAUUUUAAAGGACGAUUCGUUCGCUCCGUAUGACGAUACGAAUUUUGACUGGUUCAUGCAAGCGGCGCCCGAAACACAGAACUUGGGAUUUUUUGAGAUGCCCUUCGAUUCGGCGAACAGCAAUUUGUUCCCUCAUAAAGUCACGCAGAAUGCUCAGAACCCUGCAGCCAUGUACCAUGAAAGCGAGCCUGCGAAGGAGAACUGGUUACUGAAUGGCACAGCCAGCGCGGGAUGCCCGUCAGCGAUACCGCAACUGAGCGUCAUUCGUGUUAAUCCCUCGCAAACAGGCUUUUAUUGUCAAUUGGAGCGAUUGACCGAAUCAGAUAGGGCUAGGGUACAACAAUCCAUCAGGCUGGCUCUUGAAAGACCUCUCUGGACACCCAUUUCUUUGGAAAAUUUCCCGUCAAAGGAAACUCUGGACCAUUGCGUUGAUCUGUUCUUCGCGAACUGGAAUCCGAUCGUCAGCUUCAUCCACCGGCCAACGUUCAACCCUACAACCGCACCUGAAGUGCUCCUAAUUUCCAUGGCGUGUAUUGGUGCGCGCUUUACCAAGUUCAGCGGUGCUCCGGGUUUUUCCAGUGCUUUGGCGGAAUUAGGUCGCCGCCUUUUGAUUGCAACGGUCGAACGGAGCCCGGAAGUUGCCAGAACGGAGACCUACUUCACAUCACAACUACUACUUGGCGUCUAUGGCUACUGCAGUGCUGACAAAACAUUAUUCACCUAUAUUGACUCGCUACGGGGCAUCCUAGUUCGCAAUGGAAAGCUCAUCGGUCUAUUCCGAGAUCCUCCUACGCGAGUAUCCGACUCCAGCGGCAACAAAACGGAAAGUCAGUGGAUGACCUGGGUUGCUGCUGAGCGCUGGAGGAGGAUUGGGUGGGCGGUAUACGAAUUCGACGCCUCAGUCAGCUUUUUGCACAACCAGCGGCCACUGUUCAGCACGGGCGACAUGAUGCUCAGCCUUCCAAGCGAUGCCUCCUGUUGGGACGCUCCCUCGGCUCAUUCCUGGAUGGCUCUGCGCUCCCAAGGCUCGGCCGACAAUGUGCUGACCCACUUCAGACUGGCAGUCCGGAGCACCUUCGACACCAGUCUCAGCGAGGAUUUUCAGUUCAAUGACGGGCAACACCUGCAUCUCAUUGUAUUGACGCUGGCUCGCUUUCUCUGGUCAAUCAAAGAGCUCCAGGCGUCUCCCCUCCAGGAUGUUGUGCCUGAACAAUGGCCGUUCCUGGCGCAUAAGAGCAACCUCUUGGAUAAGCUCGAUAGCUAUUUGACGCCAUUGAGCAUUGCCCGAAUGUCUGGGAACGAUCAAGAGCUUCGGCAAGCCGUUGCCAGAGCCCUAAUGAUCCAUAUCUCUCAUCUGUAUGGUGCCAAUGACCUUAUGGACUGGCUUCCUGGCCUGCUCCGGAGCGCAGGAAAGAGCGAGAUGAUCAAAGAAAGGAUGAAGACCUGGGGCAAGGAGGACCCCGUUCGGCUGAGAAGAGUGAUCUACCAUAGCGCCCAAAUCAUUGCAAUAAGCCGAGACUUCCCGUUCAACGCUCCAUAUGAACCUUUUUUCGUCUUUCAUGCAGGAGCUGCGCUGUGGUGUGCAGCCCAGCUUCUGGGAGAGGCUCCGACAGAUUCUGAAAGUGACAACUCUGUCAACCUGUUAUUCCUAGAUCGACACAUUACCGAUGGUGAUGUCGACUACUUCAAGGUCUUGAAGUGGAUUCGUGAAGGCGGUAGCGUGGUUAUUGGCUUGCAUGGUGUCCCUAUCCUGGGAGCCCAGUCCAGUCACGUCCAGGUGAUGGAAGAAACGGUCCGAAUUCUUCGCAAUAUGCGGGUUUGGGCUCUAUCGGGCGCGUUCAUCGAUGUUCUGCGCCGGUUCAUUUGA